Triplophysa dalaica is the source of this 1588-nucleotide messenger RNA. RefSeq names its product F-box protein 7 (gene fbxo7). Gene Ontology annotation, molecular function: protein kinase binding. The record is from RefSeq and is a predicted model, not a curated record. The transcript is spliced from 10 exons. Gene Ontology annotation, biological process: positive regulation of autophagy of mitochondrion; autophagy of mitochondrion. Lineage: Eukaryota; Metazoa; Chordata; Actinopteri; Cypriniformes; Nemacheilidae. Bases 95 to 1510 code for a protein of 471 amino acids.
UGAAAUAAUAUUUGGCCAAAGAAUCUCUGGCUUCACUGCGCUCGUGCUUUUGUGACGUAUCCGCAGGCGGAUCUCGGGUGUCCUGCAGAUCGGAAUGAAGCUCAGGGUGAGAAUCAACAAUCAAACCCAUAGACUGCAGCUGGACGGACCGGAACCGAGUCUGUCUGAUCUCAGUGAUCGGAUCAGAGACACUCUGCUGUCUGAAUGUGGGUUGAGCUCUGAUGUGGAGUUUAAUCUGUCUCUAAACGGGAAGGAGGUUCUGGUAGACACGGGACAGACUCUUUCCUCCUGCGGGGUGGUCUCCGGUGAUAUGAUGAGUGUGAUUUUACCCCCAGGCAGCUCGCAGGAGACACAAACUGCCCCAAACAACCUGAGCAGUGCAGGUGUCCGGCAGGGGCAGAAUCAGAUGCACUCGAGUGAGGAGUCAGGACGCAGUGACAGAGACGGUGAGCAGGAGCAGUGGGUGGACGGAGAUGGAGGCAUGGUCACCGAAGGCUCCGCCCCUCUGCCACUGCUGUGCUGUGAGACUGUGGAGGGUGUGAUUCCUCACGCUCUAGAGAGGCUGCUGGACUCGGCGAAUUGUCAGAAGCCGUCAGACUGUCUGAUGCUGGCGAUACAUCUGAUGCUUCUUGAGACCGGAUUCAUUCCGCAGGGUUGGAACGUAAACUCGGGUGAGAUGCCGAUUGGCUGGCGGGCAGCAGGGGGCGUGUACAGGAUUCAGUAUGGUCAUCCUCUUCUGGAGAACAGUGUGGUCACAGUGGUGGCUGUGCCGAUGGGACAAACUCUUGUCAUUAAUGCUGUUCUGAAGAUGGACAGAAGUUUGGAGAGCUCCCGUAAAUUGACGCUGAAACUAGAUGAUCAUGUGACACCUGACUCUGCAGGUGUGAGCACAGGUGUGGUUUACAAAGACUUACGGAAACUCUCUCGUCUGUUUAAAGAUCAGCUGGUGUAUCCACUCAUGGCCGCAGCCAGACAGGCACUGGGACUGCCCGCUCUCUUCGGUCUGGCUGUUCUUCCUCCUGAGCUCCUGUUACGUGUUCUGCGUCUGCUGAACGUCACGUCUCUCGUCUCGCUGUCGGCUGUGUGUCGAGAUCUGAACGCCGCCACCCAGGAUCCAUCGCUCUGGAGACACCUGCUGCACAGAGACUUCAGGGUGUGUUAUCCGGCCGGGACUCAGCAUAGAGACACAGACUGGAGAAACGUUUACAGGAUGAAAUAUAAGCAGAAGAAGGAGAUGGAGCAAAGAAGCAUAUGCAGAUUUUACCCGCCCCACCUGCCACCCAUUUACCCUCUUGCCCCCAUCCCACCUGCUCCCCUUCCCCUCUACCCCUACCCGCCUGGCAUCAUUGGUGGAGAUUAUGACCAAACGCCCGUUGUCCUGCCCCGCCCACGCUUUGACCCCAUUGGUCCGCUCCCGGGUCAUCUUCCAGGUGCGGACUUUCCCAUUGGCCGGCGUUCUCUGAGGCCGGGAGGAAACCGAGCGGCGGACAUCAGGAGAGGAUUUAUCUGAACGCCAGAACUCGAACAUGUUCAGCACAGACUUGUGGACUUGUGUUGGAUAAAGUCAGAUUGACAAUUUUGAGGCAGA